Messenger RNA from Paramormyrops kingsleyae, 2989 nucleotides. The record is from RefSeq and is a predicted model, not a curated record. Lineage: Eukaryota; Metazoa; Chordata; Actinopteri; Osteoglossiformes; Mormyridae.
UGGUUUCUCUGCGAUGGUCUCUGGACUGUUUUCUUCAUAUCUGACCACUUUCUUAUGUUCUCUGACUCUAUUAAUAUAACUGAAAAUGUCCUAAUGUGUCUGGUAUUUAUUUAUCAAAUAACCUUUAAUCAGUCAAAAAAUAUUUCAAUGCAUUUCUCUCUAUGUAUGAAUGUUAUAAAGUAAACACACUUGGCCCGUUAUAGUUUUUCUGGAAACAAACGAUAUUCAAUGCAUUUAUAAGUUAUCCCCAUCAGGAAAUAGAUUUGUUGAUUAUGCUCAUAUUUGUUUCCUAUUUUUUUUAACUUCUUAUGUUUCAUUUCGCUCUGUAGUUUGCUCUUCCCCUUAGUACUGCCCAAGAGAAAGGAGUCUUUAAUUUAAUUUAAUCUAAUUUCAUCAUGUCACAAAUCUGUCUCAUGCCUCCUUCCCUGUCACAUUUGUUAAUGGAAUGACAUCCCCUAAUUAAAUUAAAGCGCGUAAUCCCUUUUCUCAUUCAUCUUUCGUGGUUUACAUCCUCUUGUGUUAUCCAUCUCUCAUUCAUUUUCUUCCUCUAACUGUUUUUAUGCCUUGUAACAGAGUACUUUCUUUGUCAUUUUCCACUAAUGAAUUUUUAUUGCUAGCAAAUGCUCCUGUUUUAGAUGUUUUAUCUGUAAUAGUAACAUAGGAAUUAUUCUAUAGGAUACAUAGCCAUGAUAAAUAAUCAGACACGCAAAUCUGGUUCUCAAGUAACAUACAAUAUUUGACAUUUGUCAGAUAAAAAACAUUCAGUGUCAUCUGACUCACUAUUGACUUCUGUGUUCCAGGAACAAGACUGUGCGAUCAACAUUGAUCAAAUUGCAUCAAAAGAAGACAUAAAAUUAAAGUGAAAUACUCACAUGAUAUAUUGCUAGACAUUAUAAAAAUGGUUAUAUUGCUAGUAAUGACAAGUAAUGGGUAUUUUAACAAUGGUGCCCUGUAUAUGUAAGCUUAAACAAAAAAUGUAUAUCCAAAAAUAUAGAAUUCAUAAUGUUACAAUAUGACACAAUAUAAGUUUAUAGAGUAAAAGAUUUUUUUCAGAUAAAGGUUAAAUCAUGUAUACAUAUUCCUAGGUUUAAAAGAGACAGAGGUGUCAAGGGUUGUAACUUAAAUUUAAUUUAUGAAAUAACCUACAGACAACCACAUAUUACUGAGAAAGAAUGAGGGUGAUGGUUUGGGGAUUGCGGCUUCUCUACGUCUGCAAACUAGUGGAGGCCUUUCCUAUUUCACCUUUGCACCCGACCAUUCAGACUUCGUCGUCCUCUGCUUUUGUCAGCCCUACAGAGGAUGAAAGCACAGAACUGGUGGACUGGCUAACACGGUAUGGCUAUCUCCCGCCCUCCGAUCCCUCUACCGGGCAGCUGCAAGCUUGGACAGCCGUCACCCAGGCUUUAAGAACUAUGCAGAACUUUGCUGGCCUCAAUGUAACAGGAGCUGUAGAUAAGGACACACUGGACUUGAUGCGCCAACCGCGAUGCUCCCUUCCAGAUGAGGAUAAGGAGCAGGACCCCCUGCAUGCUGGGAGACACCGGGAGAGACGGGGAGUUACCUGGACAUACAGGAACAUCAAUUGGAGGUUGCGGUCAUAUCCCACUCCCUCUGCUCUUUCUCGUGAGACAAUUCGCUCCCUGGUGUUCUAUGCCCUUAAGGUUUGGGCGGAGCCAAUUCCACUGGAAUUCCAUGAGGUGGGCAGCCCAGUCGGAGCUGACUUACUGGUGGAUUUCCUGCACGGCUCACAUGGCGACGGCUUUCCCUUUGAUGGGCCGGGUGGGUCUGUGGGCCAUGCUUUCUUUCCAUCUGAUCCUGACAGAGCUGGUGCAGUUCACUUGGACUCACAGGAAGACUGGGCUUUCAGGCAACCUCCCUCUGAGGGUAUUGAUCUCUUCACAGUGCUGGUGCAUGAGUUUGGUCAUGCCUUAGGAUUGUCCCACUCCUCUUCUAAGCGGUCUGUCAUGAGACCUUACUACCACGGCUCGCUGGGGGAUGCCCUGGACUUCACCCUGAGCUCCCUGGACAGGGAGCAGAUCACUAAACUAUAUGGUAACCGAGAUAAUCAUCUGGCCAUAGAUUCUACUGAUACAGCCUUACAGCCUCACUUCAGACGCAGAGAACAAUAUAUUACUGAACAACAAAGAAAUACUUUUGAUCGCUGUGCAACCAGCUUCGAUGCAGUGGCCAAAAUUAGAGGGGAGACCUUUUUUUUUAAAGGUCUCAGUAUGUGGAGGGUUAGCCGAGGAGGGCUGGUGUCCGGGAAGCCCGCCGUCCUUCGGCAAAUGUGGAGGGGUCUUCCUCCCAGCCUAGCCUCUCUGCAGGCAGUCUUAGAGAGACAGUCAGACCACGCAAUUGUCUUCAUUAGUGGCCCCCAGUAUUGGUUGUUUAAGGAUCUCUCCCUACAAGAAGGGUACCCCCGGCCUCUGUCUGAUUUAGGCGCCGGAGGACAGGAGGUUGAACAAGGGCUGGUAUGGGACAUGGAAAAGGGUACAGUUUGGGGGAACAGAGAAGCAGAAAACAAUAGAGAAGAAAAUGGAGAAAUCUGGAAAGAACUCCUAAGAAAAGGUGUGAAUGGAAUCACCACAGAUGAAGAUGGCUCCAUAAACAUUUUUAGAGGCCAAUUGUACUGGAAGUUUCCUUAUCCUGGCUCCAGCCCUGGAGCAGGAUUUCCGCGCUCCCUGGCCACGGACUGGCUCGAUUGUCCUCAGCCUUUUUCAUCCGCCCCGGGCAGCUUCUCUUUUUCACAACCCACCGGUAAUGAAUUUCACGGAGUUGAGAGGGACAGGGAAGUGGACCAGGAGGACAGAAGGCAUUCUGGGAAAAAGACAAGAGGCAAAAACGUGCUGGAGCAAUGGGCUUGCCCGUGCUUGAACAGUGGGGUGCCGGGGGUUGACCUGAUGUGGUGCAAAAUGUCAUUGGUCUUACCUCUGCUUUUGCCGUAUUUCUGACUGCAGCAUCUAUCUAAAAGGUCCACGGGGCAAGUUCA